GUUUAAAAUGAGCUUGAAAUAUUACAACAAAGCAACCUUAUCAUUUACAGUUGGAUUCACUUGUGUUUAAUUAAUAUUUACGAAAGCAAGGCGUCGAAUUCAAAAAUACCGACCGCCACAUAGCGUCUUUCGAUACCAGCGCGUCAACAGGGAAACAUUUAAACUUCGCUGGGCACUUGGCAUUAUAAAUUAAAUUAAAGAAAGGCGCUUUGAGUUUACUUGUAACGUUUACACUGGAUACGUCCCCGUUUUGUGCACCAAGGACGCUACGCUGGCACACACGCACGCACACAAACAACAAAACAGGCUAAAGAAUGUCUGGUCUAAACAAAUUUCAAGACAGCGAGGCUUGGCGUCAGAAACUGCGUGAUCACCUUCUGGCCGAUCGAGCACCACCUCAAAAGUUAACAAACAUGGAAUCUAAGGAACAGCGCUACAGCCUGGACAUUGAUGACGAUCUGAAGAAAUUGCUGGAGGCCAGGAAGAAAAAGCAGGAGCAGAAGCAGACGCAGAAUCAGGCGGAAGCUGAAGCCACGUUCAAUAUGUGUGAAGAUACCAUGUACGAAUCCAUGGCCACUGCACAAGCUGAAGGUCAUGGGGAUGAGAGUUUCGAUGUCUUUGAGCGCAUGUGUGAUAAGACGGUAUCCGAUCCUGAUAGCACCUUGUUUCAGUACAUGCACAGUGAGGAUAAAAGUCAUAUGCUAGCCAUGGCCAAGGAGAAUAGUGGCAUUCGUGAUCUCAGCGGGGAAGACUCUUCACAGAAGGAGAUUGAGUUCUUGCGUCGCAUGUUGGAACAGAUCGGCGCUGAGGAUCACUUGGAAAACGAGAGUCCGCUCAAGGGUGUGGAAUGCACACAGCUUGAGGAUGUUGAGGCGCCCUCACGUUUUUGGGAUAACGACCAGACGCUGGCCGGCAGUGAGGACUCCAAUCCAGAGCCGAGGGCCAAGAAGAAUUUCUCGCCCGUUAAGAUGGUGGGUCUGCUGCGUCCCUCCACCAUAAUCGAGGCCAAUGAGCUGGAAUCGGAUGUGUCGUCAAACACGAGCAGCUUCCAGAGUGCCCAAACACUGAAGACAAAUGCUUCGAGUAGCUAUGAAACGGCCACAGAGUCUAGUGCCAUUGAUGGAACCCUUCUGAACGUCGAUGAUCUUUUUUAUGCGGCAAUUGAGAAAGCCAAGCCGCUAAACAUGUCCAAGGAAGAGGAGCUGGAGCUGCUGGGUGAUUUGCACUCCAGCCUAAUAGAGCUGGCGUCACCCUCCAAAAGUGAUGAAGAUUCUGAUGAUGUUGAGAAUACAAUAAUUGAAUUAUCGUCCGACGAGGAGGAGCACGCUUCAAGCGAUAAGGCCACUACUUUUGAUAUUAAGGAAGAGGCAUGCACGGAUGAGGCAGGCGAGAACAAGGAGAACUCCUUGCAUUUCAAUGAUACCAUCGAGGAAAUGCAGUACAUGAUGCAAAAGGGCAUGGAGUACAUGGCUGCCGCUGCUCCAGUUCCAGUUUCAGCUCCAGUAGCCACCGUUGCCAAGCCCAAGAGUCCACUGCUACAAAAACAGAACACAUUUGUUAUGUCGCCCAAGCGUAUGCCCAAGUCUGCUGCCGCCGAAUUUCUGCAACCCACUUUGCCUCUGCGAGCCAGCAACAAGCCGCAAAAUGUGAAGCAGUCGCCGAGCAAAAGCAAAAUCCCGUCUCGCUAUGACAUUAAUAUGGAUCUGCCAAAGACCACGUUCUUUGGCACACCUUCGGGCAUUCCGCAGCGUCGUCAGCGGCAAAUCAAGCAGCCCUAUGGCGACAUUAUCAGUCCCAUUCGCACCUACACGCACAUGUCCGGCACGGCUCCGCUGAUGAGUACCUUCCGUCAGACCAGCACAGAUGUCUAUAGCACUUUGGCCAUCAGUGAACUGGAGCAGGAAUCCCGUUUGUGCCACCGAAUGCCGCCAGCCACCGCUGCCACUUCGGUGGGAAGCAGCCAAAAACUGGACAUCGACUCCACAGCUCGAGUGCUGCCCAAAAAGGCGUACAUAUCUUCAGAGCUGCAGCACGUGAUCGAUGAACGCACUCCCAUACCGAUGCCGAGUGUGCAGAAAAUACAAAAGUAUUUGAAUACGGCCGUGGAGCCCAAAGUCUUUCGUCACGAUGGUAAAAUGAAGAUGCCUGGUGAUGCUGCCGCCGUAUCGCACAUUCCACGCCGUGCCAAUCAAAGCUUGGCCGAUCUGUCGCUCGCCUCCGGCGACAUCUCCAUGUACACCCUUCGCGAUGCUCAGAAAUUUUCGAGCAAAUAAGCAAUUCCUGAACGUUGCAUCAAAAAUAAAUGUAUUGUAUAACUAUUUCUAGUAAAUGCCAUCGUUUGCCGUUUCUGGA
Molecule: messenger RNA, 2352 nt
Organism: Drosophila obscura
Lineage: Eukaryota; Metazoa; Arthropoda; Insecta; Diptera; Drosophilidae
Gene: sip2
Exons: 5
Coding region: 315-2273 (652 amino acids)
Source: RefSeq, a predicted model, not a curated record